This is a messenger RNA of Harpegnathos saltator (Jerdon's jumping ant), 1796 nucleotides long. It is a transcript of the gene GCC88, whose product is annotated as GRIP and coiled-coil domain containing 88 kDa. Gene Ontology annotation, cellular component: Golgi apparatus. The transcript is spliced from 8 exons. The record is from RefSeq and is a predicted model, not a curated record. Lineage: Eukaryota; Metazoa; Arthropoda; Insecta; Hymenoptera; Formicidae. The coding region runs from base 71 to 1765 and encodes 564 amino acids.
CUACAACCAAAGUAGAUAAAAUAUCUAAUAAAGAUGAUACGCUUGUUCAUCAAAGACAGAGAAAUCAAAAAUGGAGGCAAACUUUCAAGUUGACAAAAAGCAACUGAGAAGUGAACGGGAUGAAUGUGAGAAAGUAAUCAAAGACUUGAAAGAAAGACUGAAGAAGUCCCAGGGAGUCAAUCAUUCUGAAAUCGAGCAUAUGAAGUGCAAGUUAAUUAUGGAGCGACAUGAGAGAGAAAGAGAACAGGCUGAUAAUUUUAAAAUGAUAAAAGAAUUGCAAAAGCUGUUGUGCGACGAGCGAUGCAGCAAAGAACAAUUGGAGGCGCAACUAAAGACGCAUCUCGCGAAUAAGACUCAGUGCAAGAUUCUCGAAGCUGAGCUCGAGAUCACCAAGACCAAACUCAAGCAGGCCGAAGAAGCGGCGAAGGAAACACCACCGCUUCUUCUCUCGCUGCAAGCUGAGAUGGCUGUAAUGAAGAAGCAACACUUGAAUGCAAUUCGCGAAGAGCAGAAAAGAACUGCUGCCGCGGAGCAAGAAGCAAGAGGACUGGCGAUGGUACACGAAGCGAGAGUAGCCAGUUUGGAAGCUCGAUUGGCUGAAUUGUCCGAAAUCGUCGGCAGCUACGACAGAUUAAGGCAACAGGAUCGAUUAGUUAUUCAAAAAUUGACAGAUAGAUUGGCCGCUUUACAGGAUACCGAACAUGAAGUUGUAACAUCGAAUAACCGACCGGAAGAAAUUAUUACUAAGAUAAAGACUCUGUAUACUCAUUUGUUGGAUCUUGAUAAUAAAAAAAAAGACUCGGCCUGCGUAAAAGAGUUGCUGAAUAGCUUGGAUCUGCGAGAUGAACAUUCCGAUUAUAAAGAGAAGUACGACAUGCUUCUGCAAGAAUUUGAUGACUACAAGCAUCAAGUGAUAUGCAAAUAUAAUGUGUCGUCCAAUGCGCUUCGUGGUAUUCAGCAACAAAAUCAAGGGCUAUCCCUAAUAUCUGACAAGGAUCACGAUAAGACUCAGUUGCAUCUCCUCAAAGUCCAUAACAUCAACUUAGAGGAAAGAAUACGUAUGAUUAGUAAAGAAAUGUUGAAUAAAGAGAGAGACUGGCAAAUGCAACUGGAUCAUCAACAAAAAUUAUUUCAAGAAGAACACUCAAAGCUGGAACAUACGUUACAUCAAAAGGAUACUGAAUUUCGCAACAAAAUAUCUUUAUUGGAACAACAACUGCUACGGCAAAGAGAACGAUCCAUGGCUCUCGUAGAGGAAAAGGAUAAGGAAAUAUUAACAUUGAAAACGUCAUUUCGCACAUUAUUACCUAACAAAGAGAUUGCUGUUGCUGCUACUGCGACAGAAAAUAAAGCGCCUUUAGUCAGAUAUGAAAGUGCUGUCGAGCCUAUUACUGAUUUGGUAACGGGAUUACUAACAAAUGAUAGCCCACCGAUACUACAUUACACUCAGGAAUUGGCCAGAAAGGAAGUGCAAGUAUCUACAUUAAGGAAAAAAACCCUGGAAUUAGAAGGGACACUGAGAGAGCAGCAAAGAGAAAUACUUCAUAUGAAGGAGCAGCAACAGGAAGAAAAUAAAACAUUGAAAGCGCAUAUCACUAGGCUGGAAGCGUGUAAAUCGAGAGAAGGUGCCAAUUUAGAAUACUUGAAGAAUGUAUUUAUAAAUUAUUUAACGACAAACGAUGCGUCCAGCAAACGGCACAUGUUAAAUGCCAUUUCAACGGUGUUGCGCUUCACUCCUGACGAAUUGAAUAAAAUCAAAUAUUAACGGUAAUGUGCAAUAAUUAUAUUUUUACUAA